This is a messenger RNA of Corvus hawaiiensis (hawaiian crow), 1200 nucleotides long. It is a transcript of the gene GCNT2, whose product is annotated as glucosaminyl (N-acetyl) transferase 2 (I blood group). Gene Ontology annotation, molecular function: acetylglucosaminyltransferase activity. The record is from RefSeq and is a predicted model, not a curated record. Gene Ontology annotation, biological process: transforming growth factor beta receptor signaling pathway. Gene Ontology annotation, cellular component: membrane. Lineage: Eukaryota; Metazoa; Chordata; Aves; Passeriformes; Corvidae.
AUGGAUGAGUGGUUCUUCUUCAUCCUGUAUUCUUUGGCUGGAAAAUGGAAAAUAUCAUUCAGUGAACCUGACUGCACAGAGUACGUCCCACAGAACCACCACACCGCCUGCGCCCUCUCAGCCGAGGAGGCCGCCUGCACCCUCGCUUAUGUCGUGACAUUGCACAAAGAGUUUGAGACCUUCUAGCUUUUCUUCAGGGAGUUGUUCAUGCCCUGGAAUGUCUACUGUGUUCAUGUGGGUCAUUCAAAGAGCUAUUCCCCUUCCAGCAGGCAGCGCUCCUUUCUCAGCACCUCCCUUGUUUCCUGGGCAAACCGGGUGGUCUAGGGCAGCAUCUCCUGCCUGUGGACUGACCUCCACUGCACGAGAGACCUGUUGGCCUUGGCCAUGCCCUGGUGCUACCUACUCAACACCUGUGGUCAGGAUCUCUCUUUGAAUAACAACAGGGAGGUCAUCCAGCUGCUGAAGGGCCUUGGGGGCAAGAACAUCACAUCCAGGGUGCUGCCACCUCCCCACGUCACCACCUGCACCAAAUAUGUGCACAGGGAGUAACUUUACUCUUCCUUUUCUUUCAUGCUGUGGAACAUUUGUGCGCAAGAUGCCCCCGGCCACAACUUGACCAUCUAUUUUGGCUCUGCAUACAUGGCCAUCACCAGGCCCUUUGUGGGGUUCGUGCUGCAGGACCAGCAUGUUCUUGAUCUGCUGGCACAGCCCGAGGACACCAACAGCUGUGAGGGACACUUCUGGGUGAUGCUCAGCAGGAUCCAGAAGCCUCUGGUAGGACUCUACUGCUCCUGACUCCAUAGAGCUUCACAGCAGCCCAAAGCAAGGAUAUGACGAAUGGAAGCACAGAAGCAGGCAGAAGAGGGUGGAAUGAUAUUCUCAGUGUCUUAAAGCAGACCGUGGGCAAAGCCAGCGCUGGUACACUGACACCUGACUCCUGGUCUAAUGCACUGGACUAAACUGCUUUUUCAGAACUGGUUCACCUGUGGAAUAACAGAGUCUGGUUCCACUGUCACCUCUGCUCUCUUUGCUAAGGGUGUCCCAGGAUCCAUGACCAAUACAUCAUGGGGUGGUGACCUGGAAGUGGUGAAAUGGGUUGAUAUGAAAGAGACCCAUGGAGGUUGUCAUGGUAAUGUGUACAUUUUUCUCCAUUUCUUGUUCCUGUGCUAGCAAUAAAUAUUUUAUUUCAAGAAACCUUAA